AUGGUCAGAUGGGGGAAGGACCUGUAUCCAGCAAAAAUCCUGGACAUGUCAGAAAAUGAGCAAACACUUGUAGCCAAACGAGAAGAACUCAUAAAUGCCUCAGGUGCCGAGGAGUGUGGCAGAGGAAGGCAGAGGAAAAAGCCAACUCAAUAUUCCUCGGAAGAUGAAGAACAGCUGAGAAAAAAGGGUGAAGAACAGGUUGCUGGAAAGGACUGUUCAAAAUGUAAACGCCUCGAACAGCGUGUCAGAGAACUGGAGGAAGAUCGGCAGCGGUUAAGCCGGCAGCUGGAUACAUUUAAUGAUCUGAGAAAUAUGCUGGCUGAGGUCUUGGCCAGCCAUCGCCAGCCAUCACCAGACCCCAACCAGCCAGCCCCCAACCAGCCAUCACCAGCUCCCAACCAGCCAUCACCAGCCAACCAAGAACAGGCAAAUGAUGAUGUUGUCAUUGGAGGAACCCUCAAGGUCAACAAAAUUAAAUUGCAAAGAUGCAACCACCAACUCCUGACCAAGCUGGUGUGCGACCUGCUAGGAGUUGUAUUUUCAAAAAGAGAGAUGGCCACCUCGUCCCUGACUGGACAAAAGGGCAGUGCCAAAGACGAAAUAAAACCACCACUGGAGGCCACCGCGGUCAAAGCUAUUUUUGAAUACACUCUGCAGAAAUUUCCCAAUGUGGAACUAUCCAUCCUGAGGGGAGCCGUCAGGAAUAAGUUAAACAAUGUCAGCAAGCUGUUCAAGAAAACACAGGCUGAAGCUGGAUCCGAUGGACCCUGAUCCUUCAGA
Molecule: messenger RNA, 780 nt
Organism: Neoarius graeffei (lesser salmon catfish)
Lineage: Eukaryota; Metazoa; Chordata; Actinopteri; Siluriformes; Ariidae
Product: BEN domain-containing protein 6-like
Exons: 8
Coding region: 1-771 (256 amino acids)
Biological process (GO): negative regulation of Notch signaling pathway; positive regulation of neuron differentiation
Cellular component (GO): nucleus
Molecular function (GO): transcription corepressor activity; DNA binding
Source: RefSeq, a predicted model, not a curated record